AAAAGAAAAAAAAAAAAAAAAAAAAAAAAAAAUUCGAGAUCUCAAGGAUGAUCGAAACGGUAUUGACGAGCAAAACUCUCAUCGGAUUCAUCUCCGAUACAAAAUCAUUCGAAUCAAUCACCGAAGACUAUUUCCGGAUUCUAGAUCUAGACAAAAGCGGAACAUUGUCUCCAUCGGAGCUCCGGCAAGGUCUGAAUCACGUGGUGGCUGUUGAAUCCGAAGUCGCGUCCGGGGAAGAGACGGACCACGUGUACAACGCGAUAUUCGAGAGGUUUGGUGAAGAUCUGGUUCCGGAGAAGUUUAGGGAUUUGGUUGCCGAGAUACUGACGGCGAUGGCGAGAGGAAUCGGAAACUCGCCGGUGAUUAUGGUUGUGCAUAACGAUGGGUUGAUUAUGAAAGCUGUUCAUCAUGAAUCUGAACAACAAGGCAAGUGAUGUUGAUGAUGAGGAUUUUAUUAGGGUCCUGAUUUGAUUUUUUAUAUUAAAUAUAAUUUGGUGGUUUUUGUAAUGUGUGUUUGAUUUUGAAUUAAUUCCAACUUUUAAACAAUUUGUUGAUUGUUUAAAGAUAACAUUGUAAUUUCUUCGGAAAAUCGUUUUGAAUUUCUGAGCUUUUUACAAAAAAAUUUGAUUAGCAUCUUUGUUGGUCUUGUUAUUGAAUCCAUCUCCAAAAUUAUUGGUUUUUUGUUUUCGUCACAGGUAACGAGUGGAAUGAAUCAAAAUAAUAGUGUUUCUAUGUGGCUAUUAAGUGUGUUAGAUUCAUUUUGGUUAAAACCACAUUUUUAAACCAAAACCACACUUGGAAACAAGACACUUGUCAAUGUCACCUUUCAUAGACGAAGUCUUAUUACAUUUGAGGACAGCUUUCCUUUGUCA
Camelina sativa (false flax) is the source of this 872-nucleotide messenger RNA. The record is from RefSeq and is a predicted model, not a curated record. NCBI's taxonomy places the organism in Eukaryota, Viridiplantae, Streptophyta, Magnoliopsida, Brassicales, Brassicaceae.